Molecule: messenger RNA, 2227 nt
Organism: Osmia bicornis bicornis
Lineage: Eukaryota; Metazoa; Arthropoda; Insecta; Hymenoptera; Megachilidae
Gene: Nulp1
Product: transcription factor 25
Exons: 8
Coding region: 268-2115 (615 amino acids)
Cellular component (GO): RQC complex
Source: RefSeq, a predicted model, not a curated record
AGUUCUUCUAUACGUUUACACUGGUUUACACUAAUCAGUCACUAAUGUUUCAGUUUCAUCAGUUCCAGAAGUUUCAAAAAAUUGACAAGCAGGGAAGAAGUAUUUAAAUACAUACAUAUGUUUUAAGAAAAAUCAGUGAAACACGAAGAAAAUCAAUGAUUACAGUUUAUCAUUUUUAAGUUCAUAGGGAGUGAUUUAUAAAAUUAUUUAUUUAUUUCUUGCCCGUCCAUCUUUCUACGUUUCGAUUAACAAUCGGACUUACAUAAAAUGUCCACGCGUUAUAUGAAAAAAGUGUAUGGGAGCGAUGUGUUACUCGAAAAAGAUAAUGAAAACGAAAAUGAGAUCGAAAAUUCGAUAAUUGGCAAUGUUAAGUCGAAAACAUUCAAUCUGUUUGACGUAUUGAAUGAAAAUUCCGAGGUUAGCGAAAAGGAAAAUGAAGAAGAACCAGUGACCGAAGACAAUUGUGAUAAUGAGACCAAACGUAAAAGAAAGAAGAAGAGACGAAAGAAAUUCGAAAAUUUUAAAACUCAACAAGCUGUUGGAACCAAACAAGAAGAAGAAGAAGAAGAAGAAGAAGAGGAAGAAGAAGAAGGAGAGGAAGAUAUAGAUGAAAUUGAAAGAACUGUAAGAGAAGUAAACAAAUUGCUUGGAGAACCGCUUCCAGGUUGUAGUUCUCAGAGUACAGACAAUUUACAAUGGAUCGAACAAAAAUCCAAGGAGGAUAUUUUAUUUGUGCAGCAUAAACAUUUAAAUCCUUAUAACGAACUAAAAAAAAUUUUUGGUAGUAAAACAGUGCAAGCAGAACAAAACAAUAGAAGAAACAGAGGACGUUUGGGUCAUUUGAAGAGAACUUGGUUGGUUUCUACUAGAAAUAAUUGGCCACCGGUUAAUAAGUCUGGACUUUCAAUGUCUUUAGAUCAUACUGUAAAGUCUGCUAAUAAUGUUCAGUACUUUGUGUACGAGCAUAGCCCGUCGUAUAGACAAGUUCAGUUAAAAUUCUUGGAAGCUGUGGAAAGUUUAAAUCCUGAAAAUAUUGUUAGUAUACUUAAUGCACACUCUUAUCAUGUAGAUGCAUUGUUGCAAAUUGCUGAACUUUGCAAACUUAACGAAGAUUUAGCAAUGGCUGCAGAAUUUACAGAACGAGCUUUAUAUUGUCUGGAAUGUGCUUUCCACCCCUUGUUUAAUGUUACAACUGCUCUCUGUAGAUUAGAUUACAGAAAACAGCAAAAUCGGGCUCUGUUCAUAACUUUAUUUAAACAUCUUAAUUUUGUUGGUGGACGAGCGUGUUACAGAACGAGCUUGGAAUUUUGUAAAUUACUGCUAUCACUUGAUCCAGAAGGUGAUCCGUUAGCUGUGAUUUUGUCUCUUGAUUUCUUUGCUUUAAGAGCAAAAGAGUACGAAUGGUUUAUUGAAUUUUGCAAUCUUUGGGAUAAUGCAAGAAAUUUAACCCAGCUGCCAAACAUAGCAUUCAGUUUAGCUUUAGCUCAUUUUCACUUGGGCCAUCAGACUGUUGCCAGUGAACUCCUACAAAAUGCAUUAAUAAUGUUUUCAGGUGUACUGAUGCCUUUAUUAGACAAAUGUAGUAUACAGUGUGAUGAAACGGUACGAAUUCAUGAUUUCUUUAACAGUAAAGCAGUAAUUUCGACUUCACCAGCACUAGAAAAAUUACAAAAUUUAUAUGUGACACGUAGUUUUCGUUUAUGGAAAGAAACUGAUCUUUUGCCAUGGUUACGUGAAAACGUACAUAUUGUAUUAACUCGUGUUGAUUCCAAAGAUGAUUAUGUCAAGUACUGUGAAGUAAAACGAAGUAAACGUUAUCAAGGAAAGUUGCCGAAAAAUAUUUUACGACAUAUUAUAUUAUCUGAUAUAAAAGAUGUAACUGUAAAUAUUCAAGAGAUACAAAAUGGUGGUUCGGUUCUCUCGCACGAUCCUCUACCCCCUGUGGAUAGUAUUGAUAUUUACAAAAGACCUACAGCAAAUACAACCACAACCCGAACUAGUUCUAAUCUUUUGUCUCUUUUCGUUUCGUCUCUGUUUACAGAUAUUAAUGGAGAAGUUUCAGUAGCAGCCCUGGAAGGAUUAAAUUUGUUUUACGAUAACAAUGAACAAGCGUAAGAUCUAUUUCUGAUUACACUGGAAAGAAAUGAAGUAUACAAAUUUUAUAUUUAAAUGGAAAAAAUGGAAAUGAUACUCAUAUAAACACAAUUUUUAAAAUAUUAGAGUUACU